This is a messenger RNA of Choloepus didactylus (southern two-toed sloth), 6705 nucleotides long. RefSeq names its product death-inducer obliterator 1-like. Gene Ontology annotation, biological process: DNA-templated transcription; apoptotic signaling pathway. The transcript is spliced from 17 exons. NCBI's taxonomy places the organism in Eukaryota, Metazoa, Chordata, Mammalia, Pilosa, Megalonychidae. Gene Ontology annotation, cellular component: nucleus. The record is from RefSeq and is a predicted model, not a curated record.
GGCGGAGGAGGAGGAGCUUACUCCAUUGGAGCAGUCUGUAGAUAAUCCGAGUUGUCGAAAACAGGAAUCCUGUUAUUUGUGAACAGUGAGUGACAUCAGAGUGUCUUGAGUCCUGGCUGUUUGUGACUUCAUUAGCCAGGAUUUUCAUAGUAUUUAGGACUUCAGAAAAAAGUCUCUAAGGUUUCAGUGUGUUGGGCAGGAUGGAACAUGGUAUAAAUUCAGCGUCAUCAUUAGCAUUUAAAUGUGAUUGAAGCUUGGACACCUUGGAAAAGAAGUUUUAAGGUAUGGAUGAUAAAGGAGAUCCAAGCAGUGAUGAAAUGCCUAAGACCAUCAAACCCACAAGCAAGGAGUUCAGGAAAACAUGGGGUUUUCGAAGAACCAGGAUUGCGAAGCGAGGGGGUGCAGGAGAUGCUGAAGUCGGUUCUCUGGAACAGCAGCCUCGGCAGCAGCAAAGCCUCUCCUUGCGCCGCAGUGGGAGGCAGCCGAGGCGUACGGAGAGAGUGGAAGAAUUUCUUACCACAGUCAGACGCAGAGGAAGAAGGAACGUUCCUGUCUCCCUGGGAGAGUCCAGUGAGCCCACAUCUUGUCCAGUUACGGAUUCGGAAACUGCGUCUGAGGGGAGCGUAGACAGCGCCGCAGAGAUGAAAAGCGGUCCCGGGUCUGGUUGCACGUGUGUCGAGGAGCAGCCAGCCUCGUCUGAAGACGCCGAAGGAGGCGAUGGCAACGAUGACGCCUCCGACGGUGACAGCGGUGGCAACGAUGACGCCUCCGACGGUGACAGCGGUGGGUCGACUUUGCAAGAGCCGCAGACUCGCCGUCGGAGGAAGCGGGAACGAGAGCCGCGCGACAGGCCUCCGGGAGGGACGCGGCGCCGCCUGCGGGAGAAGCGGCGGGAGGAGGCGCCCGCCGGGACCGCUGGCGCUGAAGCCGGCCCCGCCGCGGAGAGCUCGCGGCCCGGGGAGCAGGAGCCCGGGCCCGGUCGGGCAGCUGUGUCCCGGGCAGCACGAGACGAGCAAGCCAGCAGGCUGGAGGGGAAAGCGUCUGAGGGAACUGAGGAGGAAGAGCCUGGGGACGCCACGAGACGCAGGCGAGACCGUGAGGUCCACGACCCCAGCGCCCUGUACUGCCUGUGCCGGCGGCCUCAGGACAGGUUCAUGAUUUGCUGUGAUCAGUGUGAAGAAUGGUUUCAUGGCGACUGUGUGGGCAUUUCUGAGGCUCGAGGGAGGCUUUUGGAAAGGAAUGGGGAAGAUUAUAUCUGCCCCAAUUGCACCAUUCUGCAAGUGCAGGAUGAGGUGAAUUCAGAAAACACAGAUCAGCGGGACACUAAAUUUAGCCCUGGAAAUGCUGAUGGCACAGAGUUUACGAGUAUAGGAACAGUCAAACAAAAAUCUAGUGAAGACCAAGGAAUAAAGGGUAGAAUUGAGAAAGAUGCACAUCCAAGUGGCAAGAAAAAACUCAAGAUAUUUCAGCCUAUUAUAGAGGCUCCCGGGGCCUCCAAGUGUGUUGGUCCUGGGUGUUCUUGUGUGGCACAGCCUGACUCGGUUUACUGCAGCAAUGACUGUAUUCUUAAACAUGCUGCAGCUACCAUGAAAUUUCUAAGUUCAGGUAAAGAACAAAAUCCCAAACUUAAAGAAAAGACCAAGAUGAAACCAGAAAAGCUCAGUCUUCCAAAAUGUAGCAUUCAGGCGGGCAUUAAAAUUUCUUCUGUGCACAAGAGACCAGCUCCAGACAAAAAAGAAAACAUUGUGAAGAAGACUGCGGUGGCACCUUCCAGGAAUGUAGCACUUAUUAAGGAAACAACUUCUGAAAGCACACCUUCUUGGGCAAGCGAUCACAAUUACAAUGCAGUAAAGCCAGAAAAGACUGCUCCUCUUUCGCCAUCACUGUUGUAUAAAUCCAUGAAGGAGGACAAAAGACCUGAGGAGAAAAUGACAGCCAGUGUUGCAGUGUCCAAGAAAAUGGUUCCUUCAGGUGCUAUAGCCAGCAAACCACCUUCUUCCUUGCCCAGAAAACUAGUUCUGGAGAAGUCACCUUCUUUUGUUCACAUGUCAGCAGCCAAACAGGCCAUGAAAAAGUCACCCUUGGGUUUCAAGGGUUCCAUGCCCGAGAGACUGUGGCUUGCAGCCCCUCCCUUGGGCAGCACCCCAACUGCCAAACAGUCAGGACUGACACCUGUCGCUGCGGCAUCCGCUUCCAAGAAACUGCCCGGCCCUCCCACCCUGGGAAGAGCAGUCAUGAAGCGGGCAGCUGCUUCUGCCUCUGUGGCCACUCCAGCCCCAGGACGGCUCGUGGCCAACGGUCCUGCCCUGUCACAGCCAAACUCACAGAUUCGGCAAAAUAUUCGACGUUCUUUAAAAGAGAUUUUGUGGAAAAGAGUCAGUGACAGCGACGACUUGAUCAUGACAGAAAACGAAGUGGGAAAAACUGCCCUCCACAUUGAGAAGGAGAUGUUUAACUUGUUUCAAGUUACAGAUAAUCGCUACAAGAGUAAAUACCGCAGCAUCAUGUUCAACCUCAAGGACCCUAAAAAUCAGGGGCUCUUCCGUUGUGUUCUGCGGGAAGAAAUCUCUUUGGCAAAACUUGUCAGAAUGAAGCCAGAAGAACUUGUCUCUAAGGAGCUCUCCAUGUGGAAAGAGAGACCAGCAAAAUCUAUUUAAAAUGGUUUUUGUCUUUGGGUGAUGGAAUCCAGAACUAAAUUGCUUAAUGAAAGCAGGAAGACUGCCAUUAAACAGGAAACCAUUCCAGAUAUGGAAGAUUCUCCAUCAGUAUCAGAUUCAGAUGAACAACAAGAAUCGGUUCGAGCUAUACCUGAAAAAAGAAGUGCACCUCUUCUUGAUGUCUUCAGCAGUACGUUGAAAGACACAACAAGCCAGCACUGUGCACAUCUUUUUGAUCUAAACUGUAAAAUUUGUACAGGUCAGAUUCCCUCAGAAGUUGAACCAGCUCCAAAAAAACAAAAACUGUCGGCUUCUACUAAGAGAGAAGACCCAAAAUCCAAGUACGACAGCUCUCUCUCUGAGCCUGUCCCUAACGCAGCAGAGGAAGUGAUGCCAGAAACACUGCCCAACACUGCUUCUGAACCAGAACUGGAAAGCACAUCUCAUCCAAACCCGGGGAGGAAUUACUUCCCUGUCCCCUCGGGAAGCAGCACCCCUGAGCCCUCCCCUUUGGAAGAGCUCCCCCCCUGCCCAGCCCCCUGUGGGGUUGGUGUGCUCACCACGGUCACGGUGUCUGGCAGGGACCCCAGGAGUGCGUCGGGUGCGUCGUGUGCAGCCACGGCCCCCACAGCAGCCCCCCGCCCCAGCAGCUCUCUGGACAGCGCCCACACGGCAGAGACCAGACAAGACGCUCCAACGCCUGCCCUGACUUCGGUCACGAUGCCCAAGUCCAUCCUGGCUAAGCCGUCCUCUUCACCCGAUCCCAGAUACUUGUCACUUCCACCAUCCCGGAACAUCAGCAUCUCAGAGUCACGUUCCCCUCCAGAAGGAGAUACGACCCUGUUUUUAUCUCGACUCAACACCAUUUGGAAAGGAUUUAUUAACAUGCAGAGUGUGGCCAAGUUUGUCACGAAGGCAUAUCCUGUCUCUGGGUGUUUUGAUUAUCUCACUGAGGACUUGCCCGACACGAUUCACAUUGGUGGGAGGAUCGCACCAAAGACAGUUUGGGAUUAUGUUGGCAAACUCAAAUCUUCAGCUUCUAAGGAGCUGUGUCUGAUCUGUUUCCAUCCGGCAACAGAAGAGGAAGAAGUCGCUUAUAUUUCCCUCUACUCAUAUUUUAGCAGCCGCGGCCGCUUCGGUGUUGUAGCUAAUAACAACAGGCACAUCAAGGACCUCUACCUGAUCCCCCUGAGUGCCAAGGACCCUAUUCCCUCCAAACUCUUGCCCUUCAAGGGACCAGGUCUUGAGUCACCACAUCCAAACAUAAUCCUUGGGUUAGUCAUCUGUCAGAAAAUAAAGUGUCCUUCAAAUGCUGGAGAGUUGGACAAGAUAGAGGAAAAGCGAAGCCGGCUCCAAACACAAGAAGUGGAUGUUGCAGCCUACCCCAAAGUAACUGGAGCUCCUCAGCCUGAAAAGAAGCCCUCCAAGUAUCAGCUCCUCUCUGCAGAGGCGCCUGCCAGCAGCACCCCCCCAGGGUCGCCGCCGCCCCCCCUGCAGGAGCCCCCGGCAGCGCCAGCUUUGGUGUCAGUGGUAAAGAUCAUGUCGUCCCUCCAGCCUGGGGCCACAAGCACUGUCACAGCAUCAACUGCGUCCACGGCAGCCACAGGGGCAGCCGCCUCCGCCGCUUCAUCUGCUUCCAAGACAGCUUCGCCCCUAGAACACAUCCUCCAGACUCUUUUUGGAAAAAAGAAAUCCUUCCAGCCCCCUGUCAAAGAUUCUGCUGAGUCUGCUGCAGCCUCCCACCCAGAUGCCAAAACCAAGGUGCAUGACGGGGUGGCAGCCACCCUAUUGAUAGAUCCAAUUGUCCAGCAGUUUGGUCACUUUUCAAUAGAAAACGCUUUGGAGGAAGAAGAGGACAACAGGCCCUAUGACCCCGAGGAAGAGUAUGGUCCUGAGCGGGCCUUCCACACCCCACUCCCGGAACGAGGGAAACGUGGGGACGCGGAAAAGCCUCCUGAACCCGCUGAAGAGGAGGAGGUGGCCUAUGACCCUGAAGACGAGACCAUCCUAGAGGAGGCCAGGGUCACCACUGACGACCUGCCCAACAGAAUGUGUGAAGAUGUUAAAAGCAACUCCACAGAGAGGUCUGCUGAGUAUGCCGCUGAUAUUCCCACUCCCUCCUUGGCUGAACAACAGAAACUGUUAGAGACACUGAACAUGCAGAUUGAGGAACAGAAGCGACAGCUCGAGGAGCAGGAGGAGGCCCUGAGGCAGCAGAGGGCAGCCAUGGGGGCCUCCAUGGCCCACUUCUCAGUGUCAGAGGUGUUAAUGUCACCCCCACCCAAGGCCUCGCUGACCAAGGGGGAGCUGUUCCAACCAGAGCCACAGAUCCCAGACAAGCCCACCUUACUUCCCAGCAGCAGCCCAGUGACCCAGGGCGCCCACCCAAGCUCAGACCCGAGGCCGAGCCGAGACCCCCGGCUGGCCCGCAGGCUGGCGGCAGCGAACAGCGAGGCUGGGGAGCUCAAGCCGCCGGCCAAUGGCUGGCACAGUGCCCCGCCUUCCCGGGACACCCCUGGGGGUCCCAACGUAGCCCAGCUGCCUCUGCUGGCCCAGGAGGAGCGGGAAUUGGCGCCUCCCCAGUGGGUGCCCGGUGAGAAGGCUCCACUGCUGUCCAACCACGGCGACCAGCAGAGCGAGCGCCCGGAAGACGCAGCCAUGCAGCUCCCCCACGAGGGUCCAAGAGGGCCUCCGCCCCCCAGGUUCGGGGCACAGAAGGGGCCAAUCCCUUCCUUGUUCUCUGGACAACAUGGGCCCCCUCCUUUCGGGGAGAACAGGGGCCCUGUGCCCUCCUACCUCGAGGGGCCUCGAGCAGGAGCACCAUCCCAGUUUGAGGAACGCAAGGAUACCCAUGGGGAGAAGAGGGAAUUCCAGGAACCCCCAUACACCGAGCUGCCUGGUCCUCCUGCCCAGUUUGAAGGGCCUGAACAGGCCCAGUUUAUGGGGAAUCGGGGCUCCACACUUUUCCAAUCCGGAGCCCAAAGGAGACAUCUGCUAUCGCAGUUUAAAGGACCCAGAGGCCCUCCGCCCUCUCAGUUUGGAGGUCAGCGAGGACUGCCCCCUGGCCAUUUUGUGGGCCCCAAGGGGUCCCAUCCUGGUCAGUUUGACACCGCCCGGAGCCCCCAUCCCAAUCAGUUUGAAGGACCUAGAGGCCAAGCACCAAAUUUCAUGCCAGGCCCCAGGGGAAUCCAGCCUCAGCAAUUCGAAGAACAAAGAGUAAAUUCACCACAGAGAUUUGCAAGGCAAAGGGCGCUGGCACCCCUUCCGUUUGCUGGACCCCGGGGAUCGGCGCCCUUUUCCGAGAAAAAUGAGCAGCCUCCUUCACGGUUUCACUUCCAGGGGCAGCCCCCAUCGGCGACGACGUCUGGCCCGCGGCCGCUGCUGGAGCUCCCCAGCCACCCGCCGCCGCCCCGGAAGGAGCGGUGGGACGAUGCGGGCCCCGCCGCCUCCCUGCCCGCUGGCGCCCCCCGGCCGGGCCCCGAGGCCGACCCGCAAUGGUCGCCCCCCGACUUCCGAGAGAGCAAAGGGCACGAGCACGGGAACCAGGCCUUCGAAGCUAGGCCGCGGGAGCGGUUUGAAGCGGGACCCAAGAAGCCGGUGUACGAGCCCGAGGCGCAGACGGCCGAUGGGCGCCCGGGCCGGGCCUGCGAGGAGCGGCGGCGCGAGCGGGAGCACGGCCGGCCCUGGGAGCGCGAGCGGGACUGGGGGAGGCACCGCGACAAGGACGCCGGCGGAGAGUGGGCCCGGCCCAGGGACAGGGCCGCGAGCCGGGACAAGGAGUGGGACCGGAGCCGGGAGAGGAGCAGGAACCGGGAUCGACGGCGCGACCGGGACAGGUCUCGGAGCCAGGAGCGGGACCGCGGCCGGGACCCCAAGGACCGCAGCAAGAGCAAGGAGAGCGGCCGCGACCCGGAGGCCCAGGCGCCCCGGGCCCCCAUGGCGGGCAGUGCAGCCCCCGCGCAGGCCUAGGCCGGGGGUCUCCAGCGGGCAGUGGCCUGGGUGAAGGUGGCGUAUUCCGGAUUUCAAAACAUGACUGUAACUUUGUGUA